GAAACCCGGUCUCACAUGCCCAUAUCGUGCCGCUACUGCGCCUACCAUCCUGCUACUCCGGUAUAAAGUAAAUACUACGGAGUGGUGGCGAAUUCGACAUGUAUGCUCCGUAACGCUUCCGAACAGACUUGAUAAUAUUGUCGAGGCCUACGGCACCGACACGCCGGCCUUCAUGGUAGAGGGUCACGUCGUACACAACGCGAUAGAUGGCGAUCGAUGGGAAGGAUAUCCGAACAAAAAGCACGCAGAAGCUAACUUGCGCAAUGUGAUGGGUGCAUGAGGUCGUGGAGUCGACUCCGGUCACCAUUCGCCAUUCGCUGUUGCAGCGCUUCUUUUGCCUACGAUAACGACAUGCUCACGGAAAACUUGAAACAUGACGAACCCGCCUGUCACCGUACGAUCUCGAACGACUGCUACCCGCAGAAGGAAGGUCAUCGGGUGCUUCUGCGCUGCAAGUCUGACAGUGGCCCGAGCAAAGAAUGGCAUAUCCUUUUGCCGGCAACCGAAAAAUACUGACCUCGCCCAGCAAGCCGGCUGUCGAAGGCUGAGCAGCGGCGGGUUUUUCGGCGCAAGAAGGCAUCGUAUCGGCCAUGUGCUCCAGAGAUGUGAGAUGACCGUUGCGGGUGGCUGGGAGAAGAAGUCGGCAACUACUGCAAGCGCGAACGCUACAGCAUGACGUUGGAGAGUUCCGCUCAGCCUAAUGCUUCUCCCAUGCGCGAGUUCAUAGUUGGUGCGACACAGUUCCUCGUAGCCUCGACGGUCGUCGACUCCGAGUACCCAGUCUUUUCGCGAUCAUAACUGCAAGGAACACCAAGCGCCGUGGGAGGCAUUGCGGGUCACGGUCUCCACAGCGACAAGGAAAUCAAGAAACGAAUCAUCUAACGUGACGUCUGGAUGCUGCAGCCAACAUGCCGAGACGCAGGGCUCGUUGAGAGCCAACCCUUGGUUCGCAGUAGUAGUUGCAGCGACAUGUGGGCGGUGGGUUGUGAAAAGAAUCCACUCCAACUCCGCCAGUAAGCGAGCAACAAUUGCCGUCGGAA
Messenger RNA from Baudoinia panamericana UAMH 10762, 1040 nucleotides. RefSeq lists its product as uncharacterized. NCBI's taxonomy places the organism in Eukaryota, Fungi, Ascomycota, Dothideomycetes, Mycosphaerellales, Teratosphaeriaceae. The record is from RefSeq and is a predicted model, not a curated record. The transcript has a single exon. Bases 374 to 676 code for a protein of 100 amino acids.